This is a messenger RNA of Anopheles funestus (African malaria mosquito), 1339 nucleotides long. Its product is annotated as lanC-like protein 3 homolog. Gene Ontology annotation, biological process: peptide modification; carbohydrate metabolic process. The record is from RefSeq and is a predicted model, not a curated record. Gene Ontology annotation, cellular component: plasma membrane. The transcript is spliced from 2 exons. Lineage: Eukaryota; Metazoa; Arthropoda; Insecta; Diptera; Culicidae. The coding region runs from base 82 to 1335 and encodes 417 amino acids.
AUCUUUCCAUUGUUUACCUUUUACGUUCUUUCAAUAAUUGCCCUUUUCACGAGCGUUUCGCCGGUGUUUAGCCGCAUUAAAAUGUCUGAUCGAUUUUUUACUAAUCCUUAUACAGACUACAACGAGCAAACGCAUGGCGUCGACACACAUCAGCUGGUGCCUCGUGAUACCGUAGUUGAGCUUAUUAAAAAGUACGUUGGAAUGAUUGAAAAACACACGAACACAAAAAUGCGCGACGAUGUCUAUGUUGGCAUUGCAGGUAUCGCUUUCAUGUUCUGGAAACUGCAUCAGGCGGACGAAACUAGAAGUAUGUAUCCAUGUUUGGAACUUGCAACGAAAUACAUCGGCGAAGCAAAACGACAAUCUAUGAAGAAAAAACGUUCUACGAAGGAUUCCGUAGCAUUUCUUUGUGGCGAUUCUGGGAUUGCAGCGGUAUCUGCAGUAAUUUGUCAUGAUCUAGACAAGAAGCAAGACAUGCAAAAUGAUGUGAAAAUGUUUUUAAAUGGAUACCCAGCUUGUUCCAAUGCCAACGGAUACGAUGCUGAUGAAGUUUUGGUUGGUAGAGCGGGUUUCUUGCAUGGGAUAUACUGGUUAAACCAAACAAUUGCACCGAAACCGAUCGGCAACGAGAUGAUCAUCGCAAUUUGUCAAGCUUUAAUGGAUCGUGGACGACGCAUCGCUACUACGCUACAAAUUGCGGCGCCCUUAAUGUAUGAAUAUCACGACAAAACUUAUCUGGGUGCUGCUCAUGGGAUUUGUGCCAUUUUGCACGCUCUCCUAGAAUCGUCUUGGUUUGACCGAGAUUCUAAUGGUCAGUUUUUUGUUUCCACAUCGGAACUAAAGGAUAUAAAAAAUACCAUAGAUUUCAUACUAACACUUCAAAGUAGCGAUGGGCAUUUUCCAACACGACAUGAUUCGAACCGAAUGCUCGUCCAUUGGUGUCAUGGAUGUGCUGGAGCAAUUUAUCUUUUUGCAAAAGCAUUUCUUACAUUCAAGGAAGAAAAGUAUCUGCAAUGCUGUCGAAGAUGUUCUGACGCAAUCUGGCACCAAGGUUUGCUUCGUAAAGGACCGGGAAUUUGCCACGGAGUGGCGGGUAAUGGUUAUGCCUUCUUGUUAAUGUAUCGCUUGACGGGAGAAAAAUGUUAUUUGUAUCGUGCGGCAAAAUUUGCUGACUUCUUAAAUUCGCCACUAUUUACAGAACACCUACUAGCACCCGAUCGCCCAUACAGUUUGUAUGAAGGUUUAGCCGGAACUGUAUGUUUUUUGGUUGAUCUAUUGCAUCCUAUGAAGUCUUCAUUUCCUUUUAUGGAUGUUUUUGGAAAAAAAUACGUUUAAAAAA